Molecule: messenger RNA, 3136 nt
Organism: Oncorhynchus keta (chum salmon)
Lineage: Eukaryota; Metazoa; Chordata; Actinopteri; Salmoniformes; Salmonidae
Product: zinc finger protein 354C-like
Exons: 3
Coding region: 1399-2703 (434 amino acids)
Biological process (GO): regulation of transcription by RNA polymerase II
Molecular function (GO): RNA polymerase II cis-regulatory region sequence-specific DNA binding; DNA-binding transcription factor activity
Source: RefSeq, a predicted model, not a curated record
UGGCAGACAUCUUUAAGGUCGUAGACAACUAUGCUGUGUUUCAUUUGGAAAUAACUCCAAGCCAGAAAGAAAACAGGGCAUUGCGAAGGAAACUACAGCUACUGGAAACUGAAGUUGGCACGGGAGCGAGCAGAGGAAGACGUGAGAGCGUAGUGUAAAGAUCCCCAACAGAUACAGAGGCAUGUCAAGAGGUACAAAUUGCAGAAGGCAGAGUCUGCGCGGCCUGUCGUCGUGCAUAUAUAGCUCAGUGCCUGUCGCCUCGUUCACCUUUUGACGUGAUCAGAUUCAUUAUCGAGAAUUGGGUCUUGGUCAGUUUUUGGAUAGUAUGCAAUAAUUCCCCUGAUUACUUUGGUAUUUUUGUAUUUCAUUAGGAUCCCCAUUAGAUGUUGCAAAAGCAGCAGCUACUCUUCCUGGGGUCCACACAAAACACAAUACAGAAUGACAUAAUACAGAAUAUCAAUAGACAAGAACAGAACUAGGCUGCAGAACUUGCUUUUUGGAGUGUGGUGUCAAAAAGAACCUUCCAUUAAAAAACACGUUUUUAGUUCUAUUAGAUAGAUAGCACUGAAUCCAUGAUAUGGCAGAGGUUGAACGCCAUAACACAUACGUUUUUUCAACAACAGAUUAUGGUCAAUAAUAUUCAAUAAUAUCUCAAAUCUAACAGUACAACUCCCACAAUCAUGUUAUUAUACAUUUCUUUCAACCAAUCAUCAGUAAUUUGUGUCAGUGCAGUAUAUGAGUGCCCUUCUCUAUAAGCAUGCUGAAAGUCUGUUGUUAAUUUGUUUACAGAGAAAUAGCAUUGUAUUUGGUCACACACAUUUUUUCCCAACAGUUUGCUAAGAGCUGGCAGCAAGCAUAUAUGUCUGCUGUUAGAACCAGUAAAGGCCGCUUGACCACUCUUGGGUAGCGGAAUUACUUGGGCUUCCCUCCAGGCCUCAGGACAAAGACUUUCCUCUAAACUCAGAUUAAAAAUGGCUAUAGAGUCAGCUACCAUCCUCAGUACCUUUCCAUCUAAAUUGUCAAUGCCAGGAGAUUUGUCAUUAUUGAUCGAUAACAAUAAUUAUCUCUAGCCAGCACAAAGACGGAAUAUCAUAUUCUAACCAGGUUCUUGAUUACUGCACUUAUUAUUAUUUACUCAACAAAAAAUAUGUGAUGCAUUGAUCAAUAAAUAGUAUAUCAAGAAGUUAUGAGAAAUGUUGCCUUACAUCCUUGCCAAUUCUAGACAUUGUCAAUAGUAUGGAAUAGAUAUUAUGGAAUAGAUAUUGACACAAUAGUAUACCAUUGAGCAUUGACAGUAGCUAACCUAACUACCUCUUUUCCUUCUAUCACUCUCAGGUGGAGGUCUCACUGGAGGCCACAGGAGCUUUGUGAAGCCAAUGGGACACAAACCAUGGAGAGAUGGCCAACCAAUCACUGUUAUCCUGGGGUCAAGCUGGAGAGGUCAAGGACCUGACUCAGCACCAAGGAGGUGAAGGAAAUCUCACUGGAGGCUACAGGAGCUUUGUGAAGCUAGCGGGACACAAAACAUGGAGAGAUGAUCAACCAAUCACUGUUGAUGAGGGGAGUGGAAGCUCAACUCAGCACGUUAUCGUUAUAGAGCCUGCAGAUGCAGAGGCUGCAGGUCCUGGGGUCAAGCUGGAGAGGUCUGAAGGAGAGGAGGACCCAAGACACAGCAGAAACAUCCAGACGGGAGAGCCCACUGUAGCCACGGAGGACCCCACCACAACCCUAGUUCCGCCCAGGAUCCGACGCAGCAUCCCAGAGGACAGUGGAACGCAGAACACUGUCCUUAAGUCAGAGACAGACACAGAGACUUUAACUGUAACACAAAGGAUUUUGCACACAGGAUCUGACCACAGGUCAGACCCAGAGAUACUGGAGCUGGGGGGACUGGGCUGUCGUUCUGCUCCCGGCUCAGAGUAUUUACUUUACGGUAACCCGAGGACAGUUCUGUCCCAUCAGGACUCAGGUGACGCAUUACAGACUGGCAAUGAUCCAUCUUGUUCUUACACUGCAGAGACAGGGAUGAUACCUGGUGACAUGCCUGUGGGCUUAGAUACACAGACUAAUCCAAUGAGAGGGGACUGGAACCGGUACAGUAGUAGUGUGUACUCUGAAGACUGCCUGGAUGAGAAAAGGGAGGGUCUGGCCUUAGAUGAUGUGACUGUGAAAAUGGAGGGCGACGCUCCUCUGACAUGGAAUGAAGUCGAGACUCAUUUAGGAGAAGGACACUCGCAGGAUAACAGCAGUGACUUCUUAGACUACAGGGAAAACUUAGAGACAAAUCUAAAUGUCACAACCAACUCCUCUUUACACCCAGUGUCCAUGUCAAUGACACCUUCCGAUUCACAAGGCCUGUUCGAUCAGGUAUUGAACUCAAAUGACCAAAGGUCCAAGGCUCGGGGAGGGGGAGCAAAAAUUGGCAGUAAAGAGAAGCGGUUCCUUUGCAUGUUCUGUAAUAAAGGCUUCAGCUGCCCCCAGAAGGUGGAGAUUCACCAGAGGGUCCACACAGGGGAAAAACCCUACAGCUGUACCCAGUGUCACAUGCGCUUUGCCCAUGCUGGCAACCUGAAGAGGCACCAGAGGGUUCACACAGGGGAGAAACCCUACAGCUGUCCCCAGUGUGAGAAAAGGUUCUCCCAUCAGCACCAUCUGAAGAUGCACCUGAAGGUCCACACGGGAGAGAGGCCAUUCAGAGAGUAACUACCUUAGGAUACAGCAGCAGAAAAAACAUAGAAAGUAACCAUUCCACUUGAUAGCUUCUGACUUUGACAUCAAACCCUGAAUUAAAGACAAAGAUGAGUGUUGUCAACAGAAAAGAUCCACAGAUGCAUUUUGGAAUAAUGAGGGUAACAGAUUUCAGUGUUGAAUAUUCCUGGGUAGAAUAUUGCAUCCAGACAUUGUGAUAUAUAAGGCAUAUAUAAGCCUAAUGAGUCUGUUACAUAUUGUGUUUGUACUGUGUAGGAUAUAUGAUGUUCACAAAUUUCAUUCCUUCCAUUCAACUACUUGUUUUUUUGCCCAAGACACUUUUAAUGAGUAUACUAAUGCAGUCUAUCAAGUUCAUGCAGAUGUAUGUGCGGUUUUCAUAAGGUGAAUUUAAAACGUGUAUGUUUAAUAAAUAAACAUUUUGACUUUG